UACAGAUGAACUCGGUAAAACGCAUACUAAACUACAGCAAAUUAAAAUCAGAAGCAUCGUACGAAAGUACUGCUGAUAAACAACCUCCUUCAGAUUGGCCACAAAAAGGAGAAAUUCAUUUUGAUAAUGUUUCUUUACAAUAUUCUAAUGAUAAAAAUACGGUUUUAAAGAACUUAAUAUUUCGUAUUAACUCAGGAGAAAAGAUAGGAAUUGUUGGAAGAACAGGAGCUGGAAAAAGUUCUAUAAUUGCUUCGUUAUUUCGCAUGAGAGAACCAACAGGAACGAUAACCAUCGAUGGAGUUGACACUAAAGAUAUUGGUCUUCGGGAUCUACGUAGUAAAAUAUCCAUUAUUCCUCAAGAUCCAAUGUUAUUUACUGGUCCUCUUCGAAGAAAUAUUGAUCCUUUUAACGAAUAUUCAGAAGAAAUGAUGUGGAAAGCCAUAGAAGAGGUUCAAUUAAAAGACGUUAUCAGUAAGUUGCCAGGGGGAUUAGAUACACAUUUAACAGAAGGAGGACGAAAUUUCAGCGUAGGAGAAAGACAGUUAAUUUGUCUUGCCAGAACCAUACUACGUCAGAAUAAAAUUCUUGUCAUGGACGAAGCAACAUCCAAUGUAGAUAAAAAAACUGAUUCCUGCAUACAAAAAAUAAUUCGAGAAAAAUUCAAAUCUUGUACCGUGUUGACAAUAGCCCACAGAUUAAAUACAAUUAUUGAUUCGGAUAGAGUCAUGGUUCUAGAUAAUGGAAAACUACAAGAAUUUGAAACGCCAUAUGCAUUACUUAAAAAUGUGAAUGGUACUUUUUAUAAUUUGGUAAAAAACACGGGAGUUACUUCGAUGAAUGAGUUAUACAAAAUUGCCAAAGAAAAAUAUUAUGUUCAAAAAUAUAUGGAAAGUACGAAACUAUAAAACAGCAGAUCGUCUUUGAUACAUAUCAACCUAGUAUUAUCAUUCUCUACUACUGUAUUAAAUUUGUACAGUAGAGUCUCGAAACCUUGGAACUCGAUAACCCGGCAGUUCGGAUAACUCGACCACACCCUGGCAGGGCAAAAAAUUCCUUAGUUAAUUAAUUUUCAUUAUAGACAGCUUCAUGCCUCAUAAAGUAUUUUUCUGAGGUAUGUCUUAUCAGGUAAAUUACUGUACACAGUGUAUUCAUUAAUUCUUAUUUUCUUGUAGUAAAGGCUCUGUGCCUUAAUAAAGGACGUACUUUUCCUUUCCUUAAGGGUAUUUGGGCAGUUUGUUCUCUGUUGUGUUUUCAAGUUAAGAAUACAUACAACUACUAUACAGUAUUUUCUGAGGAAACACUCAUUCUUAUUUUUUAAACCCCAUUCGCAAUAACCCGGCAUUUUCACAAACUCGGCCACCCUUCGGUCCACAUUAGGCCGAGUUUUCGAGACUCUACUGUAUUUGUUAAUUAAACAUUACUGAUAUUGAAUCAGAAGUGUUUUAAGAGACCAUUGUUAAAAAUAUUUAGAAUGGUUUAUUCCUGAAAAUAAAAACUAAACCUAAAAGAAUUUAACAAUACGAAAUAAAGUCAAUAGAAUAUAUCAAAAUAUCUUUUGUUCAUAAAUGUAAUCAGUAAAUUUAUAAUCGAGUAUUUCUGUUCUCAUAAAUCAAGUAGUACAUAUGGAUUAUAGAAAAAAUUUGUUUUCUGGUUAUAUACAGAGUAUAAUAAAAAAUUUUUUGAAUA
This is a messenger RNA of Centruroides sculpturatus (bark scorpion), 1686 nucleotides long. Its product is annotated as multidrug resistance-associated protein 4-like. Bases 6 to 905 code for a protein of 299 amino acids. The transcript has 6 exons. The record is from RefSeq and is a predicted model, not a curated record. Gene Ontology annotation, cellular component: membrane. Gene Ontology annotation, biological process: transmembrane transport. Lineage: Eukaryota; Metazoa; Arthropoda; Arachnida; Scorpiones; Buthidae. Gene Ontology annotation, molecular function: ATP hydrolysis activity; ATP binding; ATPase-coupled transmembrane transporter activity.